GUUAUCGUAACCAAGCGUUUUGGUAUUAACAGAAAAUUGUGUUAUAAGAUGUAUGCCUCGAAAACCGCGUCAUGUAUGGGGCCCCGCAUCAAGAAUUUAGUUCUGCUGUGGAUUAUAGUACUUGGAAGUAGUUCACUUAUAGUUAUAGUGUUUUAUGGUGACUCGCUGCCUUAUAUCAAGCACUAUGCAAGAUUUUAUUCAUUAUCGCAUCAUAUUGAAAAAUAUUCUAUAGAAAAAUCCAACACAUUUUACACUGAUGACGAAAUUCGUAAAAUGGAUCUCCAAGUGAAAGAUAUGAAAUCAUGCAAAGCUCACCCUUUGCUCGGUUCUAAUAAAACUCACAUUUGGGUUAGAAAAGAAAAUUUACCCUAUUACAAUUUAAGUAGUUCUACAAAUAUUGCUUGCUGUUAUAAAUCUUUUUACCGGCCGAAAUCGGUACACGACAUCACGUCUUCCAAAAUCGAUAAUCGAGUUAAAUACAACCCUUGUCGAUUUUUUUCUGAUUUUAUUCAAGUUGAAGAUGAAUUUGUCCGAGUUAAUUGUAGUAACGGGAACAAACUAUUUGAUUAUUUUUUCCUAUUUGCGCGUGAAAAGCAAAUCUCAGUCAAACCAAAGAUAGAUUUACCGUAUAACAUAUUGAUUCUAGGAAUAGACUCGGUAUCUAGAUUGAAUCUCCAUAGGACUAUGCCCAAAACUGUAGCAUUUUUGAACACGUUGGGUGCUAUAGAAUUGUUAAGAUAUAAUAAAGUAGGUGACAACACCUUUCCCAAUCUAAUACCACUUUUGCUUGGUAAACACGUUACAGAGCUGCAGGAAACGUGUUGGCCCAACAAGAAGCUCACGUUUGACAACUGUCCUUUUAUAUGGGACCGGUUCCAGCAGGCGGGCUUCGCCACAGCUUAUGGAGAGGACUACGCAAAUAUCGGGACGUUCAACUAUAACAAGCGCGGCUUCGCGGGCUCUCCCACCGACUACUAUCUUCGCACCUUCAUGGCCGAAGCUGAAACCUGUGCCAACGGAGGAAACUUCACAUUAUGCUUGAACGACAAAUAUAUCUUCAAAAUUCUUCUGGAUUAUAUCGAAGACCUUACAGCUUUGUCUAAAAGAAGUCUAUUCGGGUUCUUUUGGGAAAAUACAAUGACCCAUGACCAUUUAAACUAUCCGUCAGUGAUGGACGAAGACUACACAGCACUGUUUAAGAGGAUGCAUAGCUCGGGUUAUUUAAAUAAAAGUAUCAUUUUUGUUCUGAGCGACCACGGUUUCCGAUGGGGAAAAUUUCGAAAAACUAGACAAGGAUUUUUGGAGGACAGGUUACCCUUCGUGUUAGCAGUUACGCCUCCAUCUUUUCGUAUAAAUUUUACUGAGGCGUAUAAAAAUCUGGUACAAAACGUUCAUCGCCUAACUACACCAUUUGAUGUGCACGCCACUUUAAUCGACUUAAUUAAUCUGAACACCAUUGAAAAUGCUAAGAUAAUUUCCCGAACCUACGAUUCUAACUUUAAUCAACGAAGCAUCAGUUUAUUUUUACCAAUUCCGGAAAACAGAACAUGUGAAUCAGCAGCCAUAGAUGCCCACUGGUGUGUCGAUUACGGAAAUACUAAAGUAGAUUCCAAUAGUACUGAAGCGAGGGAGGCAGUAGAACAUGCAAUGUGGCAUCUGAAUAGCCUUCUUAAGGACUAUCCGCAGUGUGCUGAGCUCACUCUUGAUAAAGUGUUGCUUGUAACUCGACUGAUAUCUGAUAGCUCCAAGGAGAAAAUUAAGAAAUCAGUUGAGUUGACUGUAACGUUCAGUACGAAUCCCGGAGGAGGCGAGUUUGAAACAACGCUGGGGAGACAAGGCGGUCCCGGCAGCCCCUGGCUUCUGUUAGGCUCCGCAAGCCGAGUCAACGCUUAUAGCAACCAAAGCUACUGCGUACAAGAGCAACAGGAUGCUCAGUUAAAGCUUUACUGUUACUGUUCCUUCCGAUAA
This is a messenger RNA of Cydia strobilella, 1968 nucleotides long. RefSeq lists its product as uncharacterized. The record is from RefSeq and is a predicted model, not a curated record. NCBI's taxonomy places the organism in Eukaryota, Metazoa, Arthropoda, Insecta, Lepidoptera, Tortricidae. The transcript has a single exon. Bases 49 to 1968 code for a protein of 639 amino acids.